Myxocyprinus asiaticus (Chinese sucker) is the source of this 1395-nucleotide messenger RNA. RefSeq lists its product as uncharacterized. The transcript is spliced from 2 exons. Gene Ontology annotation, molecular function: nucleic acid binding. The annotation marks the transcript as partial. NCBI's taxonomy places the organism in Eukaryota, Metazoa, Chordata, Actinopteri, Cypriniformes, Catostomidae. The record is from RefSeq and is a predicted model, not a curated record.
AUCCGGACCGUCCGACUCGGCUACGCGAUUCAGUUCGCCAGGCGCCCGCCCAGGUUCAGCGGUAUUCACUUCACCUUCGUCAAGGUCGAAAACGCUGUUACCCUGCGCGCGGAAAUCGCUACCCUCCUACGGAAGGGCGCGAUAGAACCUGUCCCUCCAGCCGAGGUGAAGAAAGGGUUUUACAGCCCCUACUUCAUCGUACCAAAGAAAGGCGGUGGGUUGCGGCCAAUCUUGGACCUGCGAGUACUGAACCGGGCUUUACACAGACUCCCGUUCAAUAUGCUGACGCAAAGACGCAUUUUAGCGAGCGUCCGGCAUCAGGAUUGGUUCGCGGCGGUAGACCUGAAGGACGCGUACUUUCACGUCUCGAUCCUUCCUCGACACAGACCCUUCCUGCGGUUCGUGUUCGAGGGUCGGGCGUAUCAGUACAAAGUCCUCCCUUUCGGCCUGUCCCUGUCUCCACGCGUCUUUACGAAGAUCGCAGAGGCUGCCCUUGCCCCGUUAAAGGAGGUAGGCAUUCGCAUUCUCAACUAUCUUGACGACUGGCUAAUCUUAGCUCACUCUACCGACCUCUCGUUUCUACAAGCAGGUGUUCCUCUAGAACUGGUCUCCAGGCGCAUCGUGGUCACUACAGACGCCUCCAAGACGGGCUGGGGCGCUGUUUGCAAUGGGCACGCAGCCACCGGCCUCUGGACGGGUCCGCGGCUGCGUUGGCACAUCAACUGCCUCGAGUUACUGGCAAUUCUGCUCGCCCUGCGGAGGUUCCGGCCGUUGAUCCAGGGCAACUACGUGCUAGUUCGGACAGACAGCACGGCAGCGGUAGCAUAUGUCAACCGCCAAGGCGGUCUGCGCUCCCGCUGUAUGUCACAACUCGCCCGCCGUCUCCUCCUCCGGAGUCAGCAGCACCUCAAGUCGCUGCGAGCCACUCAUAUCCCGGGCAACCUCAACGCCACUGCGGACGCGCUGUCACGGCAGGUUCCCCGCAGGGGAGAGUGGAGACUCCACCCCCAGGUGGUCCAGCUGAUUUGGAGUCGAUUCGGUCAGGCUCAGGUGGACCUGUUCGCCUCUCAAGAAUCCUCCCACUGCCCGCUCUGGUACGCCCUCACCGAGGCUCCUCUCGGCAUAGACACACUGGCACACAGCUGGCCCCCUGGCAUUCACAAAUACGCGUUUCCCCCAGUGAGCCUACUUACACAGACACUGUGCAAAGUCAGGGAGGACGAGGAGCAGGUCGUCCUGGUAGCACCCUACUGGCCCACCCAGACAUGGUUCUCGGACCUCACGCUCCUCGCGACAGCUCCCCCCUGGCAAAUUCCCUUGAGGAAGGACCUUCUUUCUCAGGGACGGGGCACCCUCUGGCACCCACGCCCAGACCUCUGGAAUCUCCAUGUCUGG